Molecule: messenger RNA, 1122 nt
Organism: Mucor velutinosus
Lineage: Eukaryota; Fungi; Mucoromycota; Mucoromycetes; Mucorales; Mucoraceae
Product: MFS domain-containing protein
Exons: 1
Coding region: 1-1122 (373 amino acids)
Biological process (GO): sulfite transmembrane transport; transmembrane transport
Cellular component (GO): plasma membrane
Molecular function (GO): sulfite transmembrane transporter activity
Source: RefSeq, a predicted model, not a curated record
AUGGGCGAAAGAUUAGAACGCAAGAGCCUGAAAGAGAUGGUUAGGCACUUUACACCAUCCUGGUUUAGUGUUAUCAUGGGAACAGGUAUUCUGUCAAUUCUGCUGCACAACUUUCCCUUCCAAUUCCAAGGAUUACAGACAAUUGCACUGGUGAUAUACAUUAUGAACGUUGUCAUGUUCUGUAUAUUCCUCAUCAUUACCAUUGCAAGAUACGCCAUCUGGCCGUCUAUUAUUCGACUGGUGCUGGAGCAUUCAAACCAAAGUUUAUUUAUUGGAACCAUGCCAAUGGGUCUCACCACCAUCACCAAUUUCACAGUUAUUGCAGUAGCGGAUAAAUACGCCUGGGGACUCGAUCUAGCGUUUGUGCUGUGGAUCAUUGAGUAUGUACUGACUAUUCUGACGGUUCUGGUUGUGCCGUACUUUGUUAUCGUGCAUCACAAUCAUGCACUGGAGACUAUGAACGGCACUUGGCUUUUACCUAUUGUCCCUUGCGUGGUUGCUUCUGCUUCGGGUGGUUUACUGGCUCAGUAUCUGGAUCAAGAUCGUGCUUUGGUUGUCUUAAUCAUAUCUAUCAUCACGAUGGGAAUGGGCCUACUGUUAGCCUUUUCUGUCAUUGUGAUCUAUUUCUAUCGAUUAAUAGUAAACAAAUUGCCGCCCAAAGAAGUGAUCAUCAGUUCCUUUUUACCGUUAGGUCCGCUGGGACAAGGUGCGUAUGGUGUGAUCCAGCUAGGCAUUGCAAGUAAAACAGUGUUGGCCGAUCGAUUCAUUGUAGGUUUGGGCGAUGUUGCUUAUUCUGUGGGGUUCCUGACAGCCCUGUUUCUAUGGGGUUAUGGUGUUUGGUAUUUCGCAGUAGCUACCUUCUCUGUGGGUAUAACUACAAAACAAGGCAUUCCCUUCAAUAUGGGCUGGUGGGCUUUGACCUUCCCAUUGGGCGUAUUCACCACAGCAACGUUGAGUAUUGGCAACAUCCUCAACUCCAUGUUCUUUUGGGUAUUGGGUGCUAUCUUCACAUGUGUAUUAGUUUUGCUGUGGUUGGCUGUCAUGGCAAAAACGCUGAAAGGAAUAUUCACUGGUGAAAUGUUUUAUGCACCUUGCUUAUCUCCUGUAAUUAUGAGCUCGUAA